This is a messenger RNA of Polyodon spathula (Mississippi paddlefish), 14049 nucleotides long. RefSeq names its product nucleosome-remodeling factor subunit BPTF-like. The transcript is spliced from 32 exons. Gene Ontology annotation, cellular component: NURF complex. Gene Ontology annotation, biological process: regulation of transcription by RNA polymerase II. NCBI's taxonomy places the organism in Eukaryota, Metazoa, Chordata, Actinopteri, Acipenseriformes, Polyodontidae. The record is from RefSeq and is a predicted model, not a curated record. Bases 226 to 9618 code for a protein of 3130 amino acids. Gene Ontology annotation, molecular function: zinc ion binding; RNA polymerase II cis-regulatory region sequence-specific DNA binding.
GAGAGGAAGAAAAAUGGCGGCUGUAGGGGACCCGGAGCGGGACGCUGGCCAUUCGGCUUGAGCUUUCUCUCCCAAACUGAGCCCGGGGCUGUAGCGGAACUGCUCCUCCAAAUUCUGCAGAGGAUCAGCUUUCGGGCGGUACCCGUUUUCCCGGGUUUGCACCGGCGAGUCCCUGACAAAAACUGAAAGGGAAAAUAAUAGAUUUUAUAUAUAUAUCUGUAAAGGAUGAGAGGGAGAAGAGGCAGGCCGCCCAAGCAGGCGCUGAUGCAGGAGCCGUCUCCUGGCCCAGUCCGGGGUCUGAGACCCAGGCGGGUGUUGGGUGCAAAGGGGAGAGGUGCGCCCGAGGUCGAGAUCGCGACUCCCAGGCGGGGGAAUCACCAUUCUUCCAGGGGCAGGAGGAAACUGGGAUCGAGCACCGCGUCGGGGGGCAGAGGAAGAGGCAGGAGCGGAGCGGGCAGGGGAAGGAGGACCAGCAAGGUGGUCUACGAUGACCACGAAAGCGACGAGGACGAGGAGGAUGCCGUGAGCCUGCACUCCGAAGAGGACGAGCCCGUGGAAGAGGAGCCGCUGUCGGAGGAGGAAGAAGCGGCGCUUGACGACGAGUCCGAUUACCUGGAGGAGAUAGGCGAAGACGAGGAUGAUGAUGAUGGCAGCUUCUGCACAGAGAGCAGCUUUCGGAGCCACAGUACGUACAGCAGUACCCCAGGGAGGAGACGGCAGAGGAUUCAUCGGCCACGCUCGCCGAUCUUCGAGGAGAAGGAGGUUCCUCCCCUGGAGCUCCCCAAGUCCUCCGAAGACCUCCUGGUGCCCACUGAGCAACUCCUGAACAUUGUGGCCAUCUACGAUGUUCUGAGGAACUUCGGCACGGUCCUGCGGCUUUCCCCCUUCCGCUUCGAGGACUUCUGCGCCGCCCUGGUGGGGCAGGAGCAGUGCACGCUGAUAGCGGAGACUCACAUCGCCCUGCUGAAAGCCAUCCUGAGGGAAGAGGACACCUCCAACACCAGCUUUGGCCCGGCCGACCUGAAGGACAGCGUGAACUCUACCUUGUACUUCAUCGACGGCAUGACGUGGCCGGAGGUGGUACGGGUCUACUGUGAGAGCGACCGGGAGUACCACCACGUGCUGCCCUUCCACGAGAGUGAGGACUACCCCUACGGACCUCUGGAGAGCAAGAUCAAGGUGCUGCAGUUCCUGGUGGACCAGUUCCUCACGACGAACAUUGCCCGCGAGGAGCUCAUGUCAGAGGGGGUGGUCCAAUACGACGACCACUGCCGAGUCUGCCACAAGCUGGGGGACCUGCUGUGCUGCGAGACCUGCUCGGCCGUCUACCACCUGGAGUGCGUGAAACCCCCUCUGGAGGAGGUGCCCGAGGACGAGUGGCAGUGCGAGAUCUGCGUGGCGCACAAGGUGCCCGGCGUCACGGACUGUGUGGCAGAGAGCCAGAAAAGCAAGCCCUACAUUCGGCAGGAGCCGAUCGGCUACGACAGACACAGACGGAAAUACUGGUUCCUGGAUAGAAGAAUAAUAGUAGAGGAAGAUGGGGAACAGGAGAAAAAGGAUAUUUGGUACUACAGCACAAAGGUUCAGCUGGCAGAACUGCUUGAACGCCUGGAUAAGGACUAUUGGGAAAGUGAACUUUGUAAAGUCCUGGAAGAAAUGAGAGAGGAAAUUCACUCUCAUAUGGACAUCACUGAGGAUCUCACCAACAAAGCCAGUGGCAAUAACAAGUCAUUUUUGACAGCAGCUAAUGAUGAGAUUUUGGAACGGUUAAAAGCGAAACAGGACGCAGAGCUGGAAGAAGUGAAGAGGAAAGCAGCUGAAGAGGCUGAGAGGAUGCGCAAGGAGAGCGGGGGCGAGAGCCAACACGAGCCAGAGCAGGAGCUGGCACCACAACCAGACCAGGACAAGGAACCGAAAACAACACCGGAGCAGCCUGAGAGCGAGCAGGAGAAGGCAGCAGCAGCCUCACUCAGUGCGGAGGAGAGCAGUAACUCAGAGACGUUACAGCCUGUAGCCCCCAGCACCAGCCCGGCUGCAGAGGACUUGGGUUCAACAGAAGGGAAAAGCACGACGGAGGCUCGGCAUGCAGCAACCCUUACCGGCCAGACGCCCGAGGAGAAGCCAGCUGCCCAGGCUGAGCAGGACGCUGCAGAUAAAGCAGAAGAGGCCAGCUCCAGCAAUGGAGAGAGCGCCUCUACCCCCGUCCCUCCAUCCUCACAAGCGAACGAUGAGAACAGCAGCAGCAGCAGCAUCACCUCCUCCUGCGAACCCCACAACUCGACCACCCCCAAACCAGUAGACGAGGGGGACGUCGCUGACAAGUCCUCCCAGUCUUCAGUCGGCAGUCAAGAGGAGACAGGUGAUAACAAAGCGGAGAGCAGCGACGGAGCAGCGAGUGGGAAGGGCACGCCCGGCUCCACGCGGAUGGUCACGCGGUUACGGAACCCAGACAGCAAGCUGAGUCUGCUCAAGAGCCAGCAGGUCGCUGCCGCAGCCCACGAGGCAAACAAGUACUACAAGGAAGGCAAAGAGGUCCUGGUGGUGAACUCUCAAGGCGAAGUCUCCCGACUAAGUACCAGGAAGGAAAUUGUGAUGAAGGGGAACCUCAGCAACUACUUCAAGCUGGGCCAGGAGGGGAAGUACCGGGUCUACCACAACCAGUACAGCACCAACGCCAUGGCCCUGAACAAGCACCAGCACCGCGAGGACCACGACAAGCGACGGCACCUCUCCCACAAGUUCUGCAUGACCCCCGCCGGUGACUUCAAGUGGAACGGCUCUGUGCACGGCUCCAAGGUGCUGACCAUCUCCACACUGAGGCUGACCAUCAUACAGCUGGAAAACAACGUGCCAGCACCCUUCCUGCACCCAAACUGGGCUUCACACAGGUCUAACUGGAUUAAGGCUGUUCAGAUGUGCAGUAAAGCCAGGGAGUUUGCACUCGCUUUAGCCAUCCUGGAGUGCGCCAUUAAACCUGUCGUCAUGAUGCCUGUGUGGAAGGAUGCACUUGGGCACACAAGGUUGCACCGCAUGACAUCCAUAGAGCGGGAGGAGAAAGAAAAAGUGAAAAAGAGGGAGAAGAAGCAAGAGGAUGAAGAAACCAUGCAGCAGGCCACAUGGGUUAAAUACACCAUUCCCAUUAAGCACCAGGUGUGGAAGCAGAAGGGAGAGGAGUAUCGCGUGACUGGGUACGGUGGGUGGAGCUGGGUUAGUAAAACCCACGUCCAGCGCUUCGUUCCCAGGCUGCCAGGAAACACCAAUGUCAAUUACAGGAAAGCUCUGGAGGCAAAAAGCAAUAAGGAAAUUGCCGAGUCCCAAAAGCCGGAACUUGAUAAAAGGAAAAGCUCCUCCAAAGUGAAAACAGAGACCGACGCUCGUGAGAAAGACCCCAAGUCCUCCAGAGAUUCAAAGAUUCAGAGCUUACCGGAAAAGGACAAGGACCAAACUGCUCCCAGCGAGUCUCCCGAGGACAGACCUGCGCAUGAGGAGGAGGAGAUGCAAGUGGAGACCAGCCCUGCAGAGCCAAGUCCAGAGGAAGAAAAAGGGAGAAAUGAAAGCACUGCUUCUGACGGUGAGAAGGCUGUGAAGGAGGAGCCCAUGGAAGACGACGAAGUGAAGACAGAAUCGCCGUCAAAGACGAAACCUUUCGAGGACGACGUGGUCAAUGUCAGCGAGGGCUUUCAGCUAAGGACUGCGUACAAAAAGAAAGUGAAAGCGUCCAAACUGGACAGCCUGCUCGAAAGGAGGGUUAAGCAGUUCACUUUGGAGGAGAAGCAGAGGCUGGAGCGGCUCAAGCAGACGUCUCUGGUGAAGCACAUAGCGGGCGCCGUUGUCCCCCAGUCCGCAGUCAGCGUCAAAGAGGAGUACAAAGCAAGCAUGACAGACAGAGGAAAGCCUGAGCCCCCAGCUGCAGUGAAAGCUGACAGCACUCUGACGGAGAAAGACCAGCCUUCAGGGACAGAGAGCAGUCUGGCUACCGCUGACUCCUCGCUGGGGGAACAAGAGGUCAUGAAGGACGUCCAGGAAGACGAGAAGACGGUUACAAAAAGCCAGCAGGGCUCUGAAGAUCCUGCCUACGUUCAGAAAGAGAAUGGAGAAAGCAACACUGACUCCAUGGAACAAAAUCAGGAACCCAAAAAGACACCAGACGUGCCCACUGACCUGUUGUCUGAGCCUGUGCCUAAAAAACAAUUGACUGAGUCUCAAAGCUCUGAGGAGACUCUAAAACCAGACCCCAGAUUAGAAUCCAGCAGUGAAGACAAGCAUGUCGAUUCUGACUUGACCCCAGCAGGUGCAAAGACUGAAAUCCUUAGUGAAGCGGUAGAACCCCCUGAUGCAAAAGAGCACAAAACUGUUGGCAAAGACUCUGUUAGUGAAAAUCAGGUCCCCGCUUCUAAAACUGAACCUCCCGUGGAAAGCAAGUCUGAGCCGAGCCCAUCAGAAUUGAACGGCAGUGGUUGGAAAAGUGAAACGCAUCAGAUGGAAACCCCGGUAGAUAAACUGGAUUUGCUGGAGCGAAGCAUCGACCAGAGUCCGUCAGACGAGCGACCAAACGAAGGAGAGGAAAAAAACGAUUGUCCCCAAGUCCAGGAGACCGAGAAAAAAGACGAGGCAGGGAAGAUUUCCGAGCCUGUGGUUAAUAAGCGCUCCCUGGAGGAGAUAAACAAAGUGUGCCUGGACCAAAAGGACACGGAAGACAGCAAAGCAGAGAUCAGCCGAGCUGGGGAGGAAGAAGCUAAAGAGCACCUUCCUGUCACUCCAGCCCAGAUCAAUGGAAAGGAUGGAGCUGAAAGUAAUUCAACUGCAGACUCCAAACUCCCUGUAAAAGAGCCCUCGAACGCCAAGCUUCCAAAUAACAUUGACGGGAAAGUUCACAGCCUAUCUAAGGCAAGUUGUGACAGUGAAAUAAAAAGUUUGUCGCUGGAGGAUCCUGUGAAACCUCUGAUGAAUGGUGAUAUGGGCGUGGAGGGAGCUAAAGAGAAGUCUAACAACAUAGAGGCUCAGUCUUUGCCUUCCAGCCCGUCGGUAGUUGAUGGGGAAAGCAAGGUUGCAGUUGCCGAUCAGGACUAUUUGCCCCCGGUCAAAAUGGCCAAACUGGGAAAUAAUAUCGAGGAAGCUGUCAACUCUGCUGUGUCUACUACUACGCCUACGCCUGUGGAUGCAAGUCCUGACAGUGCAACCCAACCCAAAGUCAAAGGAGAACAGAGCAGUAACGAAGAGGAGCCCAUGGAAACAGAAAAGCCAGCGCCCAAGAAAAUAAUAAUCCCCUCCCCUGUUCCUUCGGCAGAGGAAUCCAGCCUCAGCAGCGACUUCGCCGACGAGAGCGUUCACCAGCCGGAACAAAACAAGGCUGAAACCAACUGGGAGGACGGUGUCAAAACCAUCAUCACCAAAGUGACCACCACCACCACCACCGUUUCCACAGAGUCAAAGACCGUUCAGAUCGCCGAGGUGUCCAGUACGCAGAGCAGCAAGCCCACGAUGGUGGCUUCCAUUGAAGACUCUGCCGUGUCCACCCUGACCACAAUGACGAAGACCACAGUUACCAAAGUGACCUCUCCCACGCAGGACCGCAGCGUGGUCUCGGUGCUGGAGGAGAACAAGACCACUGUCACGACCACGCUGACGGACUCCGCCACCGGUCCCUCGGGCACUUCUGUCACCACCAUGACCGUCAGCAAGGAGUACUCCACGAAAGACAGGGUCAGGCUGAUGAAAUUCUCACGGACGAAAAAGAUGCGGUCUGGGACGGCCCUGCCUUCCUACCGCAAGUUCAUCACCAAAAGCAGCAAGAAGAGCAUAUUUGUUCUGCCCAACGACGACCUGAGAAAGCUGUCCAGGAGAGGUGGGAUCCGAGAGGUGCCCGUGUUCAAUUACAACGCGAAGCCCGCACUGGAUAUCUGGCCCUACCCUUCACCAAGACCCACGUUUGGGAUCACAUGGAGGUAUCGUCUCCAGACAGUGAAAUCCCUAGCGGGAGUAAGCCUAAUGUUGCGAUUGCUGUGGGCUAGCCUGAGGUGGGAUGACAUGGGAGUGAAGCCUUCCUCUAGUGCGGGCACCACACGCACAGAAACUUCAGAAACAGAAAUCACCACGACUGAGAUAAUGAAGCGCAGAGAUGUUGGCCCCUAUGGAAUCCGCUCAGAGUACUGCAUCAGGAAGAUAAUCUGUCCGAUCGGUGCGCCCGAAACUCCAAAAGAAACGCCCACUCCACAAAGGAAAGGUCUUCGGUCCAGCGCUCUGAGGCCAAAGAAGCCGGAAGCCCCCAAGCAGACGGGACCAGUGGUGCUGGAGACGUGGGUGGCAGAGGAGGAACUGGACCUGUGGGAGAUCAGGGCGUUUUCCGAAAGGGUUGAGAAGGAGAAGGCACAGGCUGCAGAGCAGCAGGCAAAGGUUAGUGAGCAGAAGAAAGACGAGGAGUUCAAGGUCCCAAUGGAGGCUCAGCUGAAGCAGCAGAGAUUGGCUGCCCAGCAGAAGCGUCUGGAUCAGCAGAAGCAGUCCCCAGCCGCAAGCACGGCCUCCUCUGUGACCACCACUGGCAGCACCACCAAUGCUAUGUCCACGCCCCAGAAAGUAGUGGUAGGCUCCUUGACAAGCCAGGUCACCCCCGGAACCAAAGUGGUACUGGCCACCAAGAUGGGCUCGCCUACUGCUGUGACAUUCCAGCAGAACAAGAACUUCCAUCAGACCUUCGCUUCCUGGGUCAAGCAGGGCCAGACCAGUACAGCCACCAGUACGGUUGCCACGGUAGCAACAAGUGUAGCCACGGCAGGGCAGACGUUCCAGAUCACGGGCAGCCCGAUGUCAGGCAAAGUGAUUACUGCCAAACUGCCCCUCCCAGCCAACAGCAAAAUCAUCACUGUCAAUGUGCCAGCGACACAAGGAGGUGUAGUUCAGGUCCAACAGAAAGUCCUGGGUAUCAUUCCAUCCAGCACUGCAGCCAGCCAGCAAACCUUCACGUCAUUCCAGCCCCGGACAGCCACCGUAACCAUCCGGCCCAAUACCCCUGGCACUGUCACGGGCCCGGCCGGCACUCAGCAGGUGAUAACGGGAGGGGCACAGAUCCGUCCUGGGAUGACCGUUAUUCGGACCCCCCUCCAGCAGACCACCUCCCUCGGCAAGACCAUCAUCCGAACCCCGCUGAUGGUACAGCAAGGUAUUCUCCCAGCCAGUCAGCCACACCAGGUUGUAACGCAGAUCAUCCGCGGGCAGCCAGUGUCCACUGCCAUCCACACGAGCCCAGUGCACAGGAUGGUGACGACCUCCGCCCAGCACCCCGCAGCCAGCCCCCAGACACAGCCUGCCACCCCCCAGGGUCCGGGGCCACGGCCGCAGCAGGGCCAGGUAAAGCUAACUCUGGCACAGCUCACCCAGCUGACACAGGGACAGAGUGGAAGUCAAGGGCUGACGGUGGUGAUCCAGGGCCAGGGUCAGACGACGGGGCAGCUGCAGGUGAUCCCUCAGGGGGUGACUGUGAUCCCUGGGCCUGGGCAGCAGCUCAUGCAGGCUGCGAUGCCCAACGGCCAGGUCCAGCGCUUUCUCUUCACCCCAAUGCCACCACCCGUCUCCACUGGAAACGCUGCCGUUACCGCGGUCACGGCUACCACCACCACGCCUUCUGUGCCAGCUCCCACAGAGCACAAAGUGGCUGAGCACCAACCCCAGCUGCAGACGCAAACACAAGCGCAGGUUCAGGUUCAGGCUCAGGCUCAGUAUCAAGUCCAAACCCAUCCUGCCAUGUCUCAAGCACAGACUCCGGCGCAGCCAGCCCAGCAAGCAGCCGCCCCUGUCCAGGCCUCCACCUUCUCCACCCCCGUCACGUCUGCCCAGCCUCAGUCCCAAAGCCAGGUCCCCACCCGAACUCAGGCACAGACCCCGUUGCAGCCCCAGACACCCCUGCAAGCCCACGCCGCCCUCGUCCCCCAGACUCCGUCCCUGGUGAAGGCCGUGACGGCCGCGCAGACUCUCAACCAGGUGACGGUGAAGUCUCCCGGCCAAGCCCAGCUGCAGCUCCACCAGCCCCAGCUCAUCACAGUGCCUCACCAGCUGCAGCAGCAGGUGCAGGUGCUCUCCCAAAUCCAGUCCCACAUGGCAGCCCAGAUACAGGCCCAGCAAGGAGCAGCAGCAGGAGGAGGAGGAGGUGGAGGAGGGGGCAUGCUGCCCCAGCAGAUCAAGCUGCAGCUACCUAUCCAGAUCCAGCAGGGGGCGCCGGUGCAGCCCCACCAGAUCCAGAAUGUGGUGACCAUCCAGACGGCCAGCGUGCAGGAGCAGCUGCAGAGGAUCCAGCAGCUCCAUGAGCAGCAGCAGCGGAAGAAGCAGCAGCAGCAGAGCCUGCAGGCAGCCAACCAGAGCGACAUCAUCCAGAAACAAAAGGUGGUGAUGAAGCAGAACGCUGUCAUAGAGCACCUGAAGCAGAAAAAGACACUGUCGCCGACAGAGAGAGAAGAGAACCAGAGGAUGAUCGUGUGUAACCAAGUAAUGAAGUUCAUCUUGGACAAAAUCGACAAGGACGAGAAGCAGGCGGCGAAGAAGAGGAAGCGGGAGGAGUCUGUGGAGCAAAAGCGCAGCAAGCAGAACGCCACCAAGCUGUCAGCCCUGCUCUUCAAACACAAAGAGCAGCUCAAAGCAGAGAUCCUGAAGAAGAGGGCGCUGCUUGACAAGGAGCUGCAGCUGGAAGUGCAGGACGAGCUGAAGAAGGACCUGAGCAAGCUGAAGAAGGAGAAGGCACACGUGGCCGUGUCUCAGGCAGCAGCAGCAGCGACGGCCACGGCCCAGGCAGUCGUCCUCACGGCCGCCAUGUCCACCCCGAGCUCCACCCUGAAACGGAAACGGGACGAGGAGAAGGAGCCGCCCAGCGGCAUCGCGUCCCCCGCCAAACCCAAGAAGAAAAAAAUGAUCUCUACUACCUCAAAGGAUGCAAAGAAGGACACCAGUCUGUACUGCGUGUGUAAAACACCGUACGACGAAUCCAAGUUCUACAUCGGCUGCGAUCUUUGUACAAACUGGUACCACGGGGAGUGUGUUGGCAUCACAGAGAAGGAGGCAAAGAAGAUGGACGACUACAUCUGCAAUGAGUGCAAACGGGCACAGGAGGGCAGCAGCGAGGAGCUGUACUGCAUCUGCCGGACGCCGUACGAUGAGGCUCAGUUCUACAUUGGCUGUGACCGCUGUCAGAACUGGUACCACGGGCGCUGCGUGGGAAUCGUGCAGAGCGAGGCCACGCUCAUCGACGAGUACGUCUGUCCGCAGUGCCAGUCCACGGAGGACGCCAUGACCGUGCUGACCCCGCUCACAGACAAGGAUUACGAAGGGUUAAGAAGAGUUCUGCGCUCCUUACAGGCUCACAAAAUGGCAUGGCCGUUUUUAGAACCUGUAGAUCCCAACGAUGCACCAGAUUAUUAUGGCUUAAUAAAGGAACCAAUGGACCUGGCCACAAUGGAGGAUAAGAUACAAAAACGUUACUACAACAAGCUAACAGAGUUUGUGGCAGACAUGACCAAAAUCUUCGACAACUGCCGUUAUUACAACCCCAGCGACUCGCCGUUUUAUCAGUGUGCCGAGGUUCUCGAAUCAUUCUUUGUACAGAAACUUAAAUCUUUCAAAGCAAGCAGAUUGUGAUGUCAUAAGUCUGACCUAAUAGCCGGAAUCUGAUCUGGAUGCUGGGGUCACACUAUCACUAUUUCUUUUAGUUCUGUGUGUUUUGGUUUUUUGUAUCAUGGAAUUUGCUGUUCCCUUAUACAGCGUAAAUUUCUGCGUUAUGAAAUGUUAUUUAAAUCACUUUUAAUAAUAAAAAAAGAAACCCAAACUCCAAAGAUGCCUCAAGUGGCAAUCCCUUUACUGCAGCCAUGUUGACAGCAAAAUAUGUUUUUCAAUAAUAUUGGUUUACAAAAAAAAAAUAAUAAAGGAACAUUUUUAUUUAUUUUUUUAAACCCCAUAAAAUUAGAAAUUUGUCUACAAAAGGUUAUCUUGCCUAAAUGUAAUGUAACAACCAAUCAAGUCGACCUUGUGUUUCACGUGGGGCUGUGCUCUGUGGAAACCCUGCAGGAUCCCGGCUAAGCCUUCACAUGGUUCCAUUCCGUGAGCAUGGCGUUCGAGUGUCUGGUUCUAAUGAAUCGUGGCAUAUGGAAUAGCCUGACUUCUGUUCUGGUUCGUUUUUGGUUCGAGUUUCUUUUGUGGAAAGGUACAUUACAUCUUGAUGUAAAUAUGAUAAGAAGCUUGCCGUAAAUUCAGCAUGCAGUGCAAAUUAAACAGACGCCAAGAUGCAUUUUUGCAAAUCAUGAAGUAUUUUUCUGAAGGGUGGUUUACUUUAUAGCCUCGAUUUAGUAACUGUCUUUUUUGUUUGUUUUUUUUUUUUUUUGCCCUAAAAAAGCAAAUAGGCACUGAUAACGAUGAUGCAAAGUUAUGAAUCCUUUUGUAAAGGAGUAUUUUGUGAUUGAAAAAAAAAAAGAUUUAAAAGAAAGCAGUUAGUUCCAGAUUUCAGCUGGUUGUCUUUUGGUUUUGUUUUUUGCUCGCAUUACUGUAUUGUUCAUUGUUAGGAAAUUCACAGCACAAGAAAAAAGUAGUGCUGCUGUAGCAUUUUAAUACCUAAACCAUUCUAUCACCUGUGUUAAUACUUUUUGAAAAGUUAUUUUAAAAGUUCAAUUGUAAAAGCCAAGCGCUUAAAUAAAUAUUUUAUUAAAAGAAAAAGAAUCUCACUCCAACAUGGCUGCCACCCCCCCCCCCCCCCCCCCCCCCCCCAUCCUGGUUUUGUUUUGUAGGUUAUGGAAAAUAAUAAUAAAGGGUACUCAACUGUUCCCUUUUUCCAUAUUCUGUAGGUCUCAUAACAACAAACUACAGUCUACAGCUUCUUAGAGUACAGAACUCUAUGCCCUAAAUCACAAAGCGCAAGCUUCUGGUUCUCUGAGAACACUUGCCCAUUUGGAGCCAGGCUUCUCCUCCCAUUCGGGUCUCCCCAGAGGACCCUCCCUGUAAACCAGCAUAUUUUCCUGUCAGUCACAGAUCAGGAACUGCAUCGGAUUGGAUCACACCGGCCAGCUUUGGGAGACGAGUGGAAAUGCCCUCUGCAGUCGCUGUCUCUGGUGAAGGAGGAGAGUGCAAACCUGGGGAUAGCUUUCUGUCAAUGAGGCUGUUUUUGAUGUCUCAUAGUGGACGUAAAGAAAGAUCUGCAGCAAGUAAGCUGGUGGUUAUACCAAAAAAAAAAAAAAAAGAAAAUCGAAGAGCUGUGUGUACCGUUUAGUGAAACAUACAUUUUUAUAUUAAACCCUGUUUGUCGACUGACCGUAUUUCACACCCAGUUUCAGCUGUUUUUCUUGCUCCCUGUAUGUAAAGGUUGAUUCCUCCCCUCCGCUCUGCUCCCCUCCUCUCCAGACCCUUUCUUUCUUUGAAAGGGACUGUAAUGUGGGAAUCCACAAGGGCUUUGCAGCUAACAAUCCAGCACAGAAGAAUGGAGGUCUGGAGUUGAUCAGAAUGUUGCUCUUGUCAGUGGCACUAAAACAAAAUAACUGAAAUAUACAAAUCGCCCAGCGGUGACGAUGGAUUGAAAAUGAAAAAAGCUGAAAAGCUAUGUGUAUUUGAAGGUGUCUUGUUUGUAAAACUUUGUCAGAUUAUUAUUAUUAUUUUUUUUUAAUUAUUUUGUAUUACAGCUCAAGCUGAAACAGUGAUGUAUAUGAAACAUAAUAAAUGGAGAAUAAUGUUCUCUUCCACACUGAUAGAGGCAACGCCAAAUGUUAUUGAUUUUAUAAAGACCUGUUCAGGAUUCCUUAUGUCUUUUCCAAACAAAAUAUUACAAAAAAGCUGCCGUUUGGAAAAGGUAAAAGGAAUGGGUAAAGGGCAUAAUAAACCGAAAUGUGAGUUUAUCAGUUCCUUCUACGCACUGUCGCUGGUUCUCAAGCACACUGGUUGAUGGUUUGAAUGGUUAUGAUUCAAAACAGGCUUUUGAUACAGGUGCGUUCUCAAAAAGGGGUGGCUGCAGAUGUGUAAACUCGACACAGUGGGUUAAUAUGGGGAGCGAUUCGGGACAGUGCUGCUCUGUUUCCUCUCCCUUGACAACAGGGUUUGAAAAAGCAAAUCUGAAUUUUCUUGUGUUUGCUUUCUGUCAUCUGGUAUUCAGAGAGCUUUUUGGAAGGGGGAGGGUGUAUUUCACUAGUUUUUAGUUGUGUGUGUGUGUGUGUGUAUUGUUGUUUUUUUUCAUUAAAAUUUCAAUAUGCUCUCCGCAGUAAUUUAAGCUAAAAAUGUAUCAGUUCCAUUUUCUGAGCUGUCCGUGAAGGCAAAGAAAACAGAUUUUUUUUUUUUCUAGAGUCCUUCUGCUGUCUGCUUUGUACAAAGAACAUGGAGCCGUGAGAUUCCAUUUGCUUGUAAAAACCUAGAAUAUUUUCAUAGAGCUUCUACUUCUAAACCUGUAAGAUUGGUUGCCAUCAGGAAUACAUUUUAAUGUGAUGAUCUAAACCAAGUUAAAUGGUUCCUAUCUGUAACAUAAAUUAAUUUGGCUGACCUUUUCAUGUCACCUGUUUUGACUUUAUUUUAUAUUAAUUACAAGGAAGAUAACUUUUUUGUUUUUUAAUAAAGUAACUUUUAAAUCAAGUUUGCAGUUAGGUGAAAUUGUCAAUUUUAUAAAAAAAAAAAAAAAAAAAAAAGAUGUAUAUUAAGGGUAAAUAUAUGAACUCUUACAGGAAUUGAGGGGGGAAUACUUACUGCACAUUUCAUCAGUCUGUCUGGAUUUAUUCAUAGAUAGGAUAGAUUGCUCUCUGUUUUUAACAGAUUGUGGAACUCUGACGAGUAAUCCUUUUUUGUAUUAUCAUUAGAAGUUGUCUCGUCUUCGUAAAUGGUACAUUAUGAGAAUCUGCUGUUUUUUACUUUAUUACAUUAUCAUAUGCUAAAUUAUAUUUGCUGGCGUGAACAUAACCACCAGGAUCCGUGGAAAAUAAAGCGCUUUGUUUAUUUACGGUGCUAAAAACACAUUUUAUUUUUACCAUAAGCCAGUUUCAAAGCAAGGAUUAAUUCAAUUGAUGUAUUUUGUUUAAUUAAGGUGAAAAAGACACAGAAUGAAUGAAAAGUAUCCUGGCACUGUGAGGAGAGGAGAAGUGUGCCGAGAGCUGUCUGAAACGUCCUCCUUGCAGUUCUUUUUUUUUCUGUUUUAGUCCCAAAUUGCAGACACACACAGGUUUUCACAAAGUUGUUUUCAAUAGAACACGCUUUGACACAAACAAGCCUUAGCUGUAUGCUUACCCUCUACUAUAUCCAUGACUUUCUGUGCCCUUUAACCAGUGUGAUGUUUAAAAUGAGGCAUUGUAUUUCCCAGGACAGAAAGGACCAGGGUCUACAUACAAGAUGGACAUUUUCUCCAAAAAUGAAAACUGUGCAAUCAGUUCACCUGUGAUCGAACUAUCUGUGUUUUCAGUCUACUGCCCCUGCUGUUUAGGCAUCAUUUUAGCCAUGUGUUUUUUAGUGCAGUUUUAUUUGUUAAACUGGGGACACUGUUGCUAAGAAUGCAAGUGUUUGUGCUUGGGAGGCCUCGAGACUUUUGGUAAAUAUUUGACUUUUGAAACAGGUUGUGUACAUAAUGAUUUUUUAGGAAAUGUUCCUAAUUGAAAACAAAACCGGCUAGGAGUAAAUGUGCUUUUUAUGCGCUUCAGUCGCCAGAAAGUAAAGGUGGAGGAUGGACAGGAGUUUAGGCUACAUGAGUGUGCUUGAAGAUUGCAAAGCCCUAUAAUAAACUGAAGGAUGUCGCCUGGACAGUGUAAGAAAACGAAUCCAUUUAAAAAAAAUUUUAACUAACUUUUUUUUUUUUUUUUUUUUUUUUUUACAAGAUGUGCCUAGUCACUGUUUUGUUUUUGAACAAAAAAUGUAGACAGAACAAAAUACACAAGCAAUGUAAAAACUAUUCUUUACAAAAGAAAGACCUGCAUGUUAACUAGCCCCACGUGUUACAAGUGUAUAUAGCAGAUGAAAAAGAGCCCUUUUCUGAGCUGUGUGUUGUAGUUUCUGAACAUUUUCUAUCUGUGUACCCUGUCUGAAAGACUCCCUGUAAAUAAACUGCCCUUGUUUGAUUUA